Lethenteron reissneri (Far Eastern brook lamprey) is the source of this 6927-nucleotide messenger RNA. RefSeq lists its product as uncharacterized. Lineage: Eukaryota; Metazoa; Chordata; Hyperoartia; Petromyzontiformes; Petromyzontidae. The record is from RefSeq and is a predicted model, not a curated record.
UCGAUCCCGACUUUGACCGAUGCCUGCUGCUAUUUAUUUGGACUUUUAGUGUCUUUCUCUCUCAUCAUUAUGACAGUGGCUAGGAGAUGUUGACUCCCUUGCUGGGUGUGCAGGAGGUCGUGGGUUCCAUCUGGACCCUGAUGACGCCUGCUGCUGCUGUAUAUUUGGAGUUUGUGGUGUCUCGCUCUUGAAUACAGACAUGGCAGUCGUGGUGGCGCUGUUGGGCCCUCUUUCUCAACGCGGAAAUUGACGAGUCGGUGCACGAUCCACACACAGAGACACAUUCAGGGUGGUGGCAUUCGAGACACGACUUCACCCAACUGGCGUCGUUUCGUCUCUUGUCUCAUCCCAUUGCCACGUAGAUCUCACACGAGCCUUCUUUGAAUUACAAUUCAAGCGAUGGAUCCCAUUCGCGAGGAAAUGAAGGACUGGUGCAGGUCCCAUUUAGUAGACUUUUACAUCGUGCUUGUGGAUCAUCUCAUCCCACAUCUUGUGUGCCUCACCGAAAGCGAUGUGGAGCGGAUCAAAUGUGAUCUCGACCGGGGUGGCAAUAAUCGUGGGAUGGAUACAUUGUUGAACCAUCUGUGGAGGCGUUCCCGUUGGUACGACGAAUUCAUAUCCGCCCUCCGCAAGGAAAAACACGGUGAACUGGCUGACAGAAUGCAAGCCGAACUCUCUGCCCGUAAAGCGGCACGACAACCCACCCCUGCUCGCCAGCCCGUGCAUCCCCCCCCCAUGGAUGUGAACGUUCACGCGAGAGUUGGAGGUCCCGCCAUGGUGGUGGCCGAGCAGAAAUCCCUCUCCAGUGAGAAUAGUGGUCACCAGGCCAACUUCCCAGUGCAGGUCACGCCGGAACCCCCUCCUGCCCCAUCUCCAGUGCAACCACCUGUCCAGAAUGAGGCGUCCGCCCAGUCCACUCUGGCUGAAAUCGCUUGCGGGGAAGGGCUGCCAACGCCCACCGCCGGUGGUGGCGCUGCCGUGGAAUUGCCGAAGUGGCAGGGUACGUGCGCGCCGAGCCUGGAAGGGGGUUCGGCGGACGUGAGCAGUGACGGCUUCUUGGAUGGUAAAGACGCAAGGGCACCAGUCCAGGAAAGCGACGCAGCUGUGGAGGAAGAAAAACUCGCACCACGCAAACCGGCUUCUGAAAAGCGGCAAAACAACGCCGACUUGGAUGCGCCUACACAGCCCGGUCGAGAUAGCAGGCGUCGCGAAGAUGAAGAUGGCAUUGGAAAGCCACAGGUUCUGAGCGCAAAUCCACCCAGGAGCUUUAAUUUAACAAGUGCUGAUCUGCAGACCAGCGUUGCCGAUACCCUGGAAGUUAGUAAGGCGAGUCAUAGUGCCUACCAAAAUCCACAACUGUUGAAUAAUGUCAACGAUACAAGCUCGCCUAUGUUUCUUCAAAUUCAGCAUGACAACAGAAUGGACCAUGUGACCAGCUUGUCUGAAACGGAGGCUAGAGGAUCGGCUCUGCAGAUGGGAAGCUCCACUGGACAGCUUGCAGCAUCUGAAAACGUUGUGCGCAACAACUUGUCACGAAAGGAAGACGCACAGGUGCUGCCAAAACGACCCAACGAGCAACCUGGCGAGCGAUACGAGCAACGCUACAAACAACCCCAAGAGCAUCUUGACGAGCAGCCCUACAAUCCGAAUAAUGAGCAAUCCAACAACCAGCAGCAGCUUGAGCAAUCCUCCGUGCAGUCCUACGAGCAACAUUACGAGCAACCCCAAGAGCAUCUCGACGAGCAGCCCUACAAGCGGCAUAAUGAGAAAUCCUCCAAGCAGCGCUAUGAGCAACCCCAAGAGCAGCGAGACGAGCAGUAUAACGCAUCCAGAGCAGUGCCCAGAGCGACGGAAGCAACCAAACCACUCCCUGGUCAAAGCAAGUGGAGGGAAUGGCUGGGGGAAAACCAGCUGGUUUUGGGAGGAGCUGUCUUGGGGAUACUGCCUACAGGGGAUUAUUGUGUCCGUCCUGUCGUGCAUCCAAAAAUGGGAGGGGUGGGGCUGGGUGGGGAGGGUAGCUGGUCACCCCGUGGUGCCCUUAUAAAACUCAACGUUUAACCUACUCACGCCGGCUUGUGCCCGCCCUCACAGUCGGCCAUAUUUGCGGAAUACACCACGCCAGCCGUUGACCCUGGCCAUUGACCGAGCAAACCAACGUUCCUACCAGCUCCCUCCGCAGGAAUGUGUUUCAACUAUAUUUAAUAUUUUCUGGUGGCCCACAAUAAAUUUAGUGUGUGCCAGUGGGCCACGUGAUGUCAUACUUCACGUAUACAGAUGUUAUGAAAUCACUUUGCAUGAUGUCAUGUGACCACUAAUCUGUAUCUCCCUCUAGUCUCCAGGUUUCUCUCUUGUUUGUCUUGCUUUCAUCUCAGUAAUCCAUCUGUGUCUACAAAUCUGUCUCGUCUUUAUCCCCAUGACCCGGGAAUCAUCAGGUUAAUUUAAUGCACUGUCAUUGGUUUAAUUAAUGAGAAUCAGAAGGUAUUCAUACCGGAGGAAUCCAAUGAGCGAUAAAGCUCUUUUUCACAGAUGUCCAGUAGGGGCAGGUAAGAACGUGACAACAACAAACAGUGCAAACACACGAUAGUAGUGCAAAGUACAAGAAAUGUAAACAAAUCACUAAAAUGCAUAAAGAUACAACAACUAAACCAUCCCCAUCCUACCAAGCAAAGCCCACUGAGGUAUUUACUUAUUUUUCAGAAGCGACCUGGCCACAUGUGAUCGCUCAACAAAGUGGAUUAUCACGUAGAAAUUUCUAAGAGCAAAAUCUAAAUAAUCAGAAUGUGUGUUUCUAAAUGUGGAGGGAAAAUUUCAAGGAUUGCGAUGCUUUUUUCACAGGAAAGGCUUAAUUUCAUCUGGAGCUGGCCAGCUGAUAUUAAGCCGUCAUCCUUCACCCCCCCCCCCCCCCCCCAUUGUCCACUCUGUGGAGGUGAAGCUGCAGUGUGUUGUGGUUGGCAUUUGGGAGCUCCCAGAAAAUAUUCCAUAACAAAUUAAGCCCUGAACAUGGGUACUGGGUAAGAUAUUUUUAGCCAAUACAAAGAUCCAUGUUUUGUUUGGCCAUGUGGUCCUUUCUUGGCCAAAUGUUAUUAACCCUCCACCACCCUGACAAGUUUUGUCACAUUUAUAAAGAUUAUUUAAUCGUGCCAAUAUAUUGCCUUGAUUAAAUAACCAAUAGAAUCUCUCCGGCGGCUUGAGGCUUGUCAUGACUGAAUAUGAAGUUUCACUCCAACUGCUUUGAGCUUCUAUUCGGAAGUGAACUUGGGAAAUUGUGUUGCGCUGCAUCAGCUGACUUCUUUGCUCUAAAGUACCCGCCGUGACAUCACCAACCGCCAAAGUAUGGGUCAUCUACAUGUCUUUGUGUGUUGGGUUUGGCCAUCCUUUCAAUUAAAUAUGAUGAAACAUCCUGAAAAAUGUAUUUUAAUUGUGCCACUCAUUACCGCCUUAUGCCCCAACACGUGUCUUUUAUACUGCAUGUGUAAUAUGUCCAGAUGUGUGGUGUUUUGUACCAACACGUGCACUUAUAUCGCCACAAUACACAUUACUUUCCAAACUGAACGUCUUUACGUUGCGUAUAUGUUCGCAAUGCACGUUGCGUUAAAAAUAAUGCAUUUAUACAUCGGACAGUUACAUGCCAUAUCACGUGAAAUUGCACGCAACAGUGCACAUAGCUACUCCAGGUCUUUAUGUUUUUGUUGUUAAUUAGGAUUGCCCUUGAUGUUAACCAUCAUCAGCACCCUUGUCUUCGGUUUGAGGUGGCGGACAGAGUCCACCUCUUGAUUCUCGCUACUCGGACGACAACGCGCAAGUGACUCAAUUUAUUAUUGGGAUAUGAAGGCAACAUCAAAUUAUGGGAUCGGCUGCCACCAGACUAAGUUCUCCUCGGAGAUCGCGUGGUGGGUCGUGUGCUCAUCUGCUGUCGAAUGUCCCCCUACCAUCGAAUUUCAGUUAACUCGAUGAAUUCCAGCUGCACGCAUCAGCCGAGAUUUGGUAAACCUCGGGACAGACUUUUUUGACACUUCCUCAAAUUGGAGGCAGGCGCUGCAAUUGGGGAGAACACGGGUCUGCUGGAGUUUGAGGACAUGGUUUUUGCUUGUAGCUGGUGAGACCAUUGUAGUUACUGUUUUCUUCCAGUAGAUGGGGGUAUAUGUAAAGUGUUCUACACUCCCACAUUUAGCAAGGCCUGAGCCAUACAAAUUGAGCAAUUUCCUGGAAUAAUAAUUCACUAAUUUAAUCCGCCUACUUCCUGAACAAUAUUUCGUUUAUUACCAAUUUUUUUUACCAUGACGCUAUCAAAUACACACAUCUGGCGUUGUGGUGCAAAUACUAUAACUUGAUUUUGUUUACAUUCAAAAAUGCAAAUAAUGCAGAUGUACUGGUGAUGUGUAUCUGUAAGUCACCAAUGUGGCUUGUGGGUAGUGGUGUAGCUUUGGGCAGCGCAGGCAGUGCACGAGGUCCUAAGGGCCAGAGGGGCCCACAUGCCAAGCUAAAGUGGAGGAGAAAUCGGAUAGGGGGGAGGGCCUCAUCUCAUUCCUUGCACUAGGGCUCAUGCCAAUCACGCUGCGCCUUCACUUGUGGGGUUGGUGCUGGGUUCAUGUGUGAAACGCCCACCUGUAGAGCCCGCUAGGCGCCUAUCGUGGAGUUAUACAGAAAGUAGGUCACGAACCUAUCUGUGGCCAAUUUGACUUGAUUCUCAUUUAUGGGUUUUCCAUGGACACUUCGUUUUACACUUGCAUGCAAAAAUAAACUAAGCAUCCUAAAUAGGUCGGGUUUUCAUUAAAAUAAGUGUUGAAAAUCUUCUUGGUUCUUUCGGUAACGUCACGUAGAAGGGAAAUAAUAAAAUAAUAAAAAUACAACAUAAUUCCGACAGCCCUGUUCUUCACCCGAGGACGGCUGCUUGCGUUGUGGCUGAAACGUCGUGAGAAUUGUAUUAUGUUUUAUUAUUUUAUUAUUUCCCUUCUACGUGACUUUACCGAAAGAACCAAGAAGGUGAAUCCCUGCAGUCACGAAAGCUUUAAAUCGAAAUUUAAGUGUUGAAAAUCAUUGUCUUUUCUCAUUAAAUAAGGAUUCGUUUUGAAUGAACUGGCCAAUAGAUGUAUGAAGACAGUAUUAAUGUUAGACGUGCAACAUUAACAUUUGUACAGGUGAAUUCGAAUUGUAGAAAAAGAUUUGGUUUUUAAAUAUACGUUCAAAAUGUUUUGAUAAUUUUCCUCCCAAUUCUUUCCUGAUUGUGUCCUAUCAGCGUCAUUCCGUUAGGCAGAGUUUUCCAUUCGCAUCUCUCAGAACAGUGAUCCUUUGUAUGAGAGAAUGGGGCACGUAUGUGGAUAUCACACGAGCUAUCUCAAAAUCUUACCUCUUGAGCCUUUGGGUCACCUCAAAGUGUCAAAAGAAUUCAACUCAUUUUUUUGUAUAUUGUUUCUUCAUUGGGAGCAUGUUGAAAUCAAAAUGUUUUACCGUUAUUUGCAUUUCUGAUACCGUUAAUUAAACAAUGUUGAUGUUCCAUUGCGCCAGAAUCUCAGAUGUGAUUAUACCAGGUGUAUUCCACUAUAUUUUUCACAAUAUGGUCAGUCAAUUGCUAAUUUAGCUAUUUUCCUUUUAAAUUGUAUUUGUGUGAUUUGAAGUGAAAAUCAGUGGCCAUAAAUUAACCCUUACUAGCAUUAAUCGUCCGUCUUGGCUGCUCAAAAUUGUUAUUAUAGGGGGGGUUUGUUGGACAUUUAGAGACAUACUCUUUGGUUCAUUCGGUAAAGUCACAUUUUUCUACCCACGUGACUUUACCAAAAUAACAAAAGAGUAUAGAUUCCUGCAGUCACGAAAGCUUCAAAUCAAGAUUUAGAGACAAUGAACGUACCAACAAAUUGCAUAAUGCCACACGUGGGAGCUGUGGUGCAAUAGCGCAGUCAUUUGCACUCUGCGAUAAAGACACAACAACCUUCAUUCGAUUGCCGGCCAAGGCGAGCAUCAGUGACGAGUGAAAUCUGAACCCGUUCUGGGCCCCCCCCCAUCACCAAUCUGCACCAACCAGCAUGGUGAAAUAUGGUCGAACAGCCCCCAUGACUUGAAUGGCAUGGGGAGGCCCUCAUCCAGCAGUGGACGGAAAAAUUGCUGUACAUAUAGAAUGUCUUCAUGUGUAGGUGUAGACUCCAGUCCAGUGGAGCUUAACCUGGAGUACAGGCACUCCCUGGGGUGCGAGACGUGGCCAGAUAUAUUUUGCAAGUAAAUCGUAACAAAUUAAGCACGGGCAUGUAAGAAUAACUACUUUGUUUCAUCAAAUCUAUGUAAUUAUUAUAAUUUGUUUCUACGUGACUUUACCCAAAGAACCAUGUAAUAAUUAUUAUACAUUUAGUUUUACGGUUGAGAACCAAAGGGGUGCAAGGCUGCGUUAAAGGUAAAGAACCACUGCUCUAGUGGCUGCAGGGAUUCAUUUAAUUUAUUAAUUGAUGCAUCGUUACACCCCAAGUUAUCACUAACAGAGGCAGGCAUUGUUGAAAUUUUUUUAACACUAGCUGUUGUCUUGAAAAAGUCACACCCAAGCAACUGUAAUGUCGGGUUUAUUUUGGAAACACAUUUUAAAGUUCUAGUCAUUACAUUAGUGAUGGCAGUUACGCUACUGAAAAUAAUGUCACGUCUCCGUCGAUGGCAUUUUAAAGUCUUAUUCACAAAACCCUUUUAAUUGUUCCUUUUUGACUUAGUGAACAUAAUUAUAACGUGGAAAAUGUACCAUCACCAUGAGAUCAUUUUUUCAAUAACAUUUUAAAUGGUAAACCAGAACUUGAUAGUAACAUUUUUUUAUUAAAAUCUUUUUUCAGUUGCUGCAUGUACACUUGUUAUAAACACACUUGGGUUAAUGGUGAAAUCAGCAAGUUUGAAGACUUGAAUAAAAAGUCAUUCUUCAAAAUGUUAAUUCUGGUCUCUAAUAAAGGAUUAUAAUGGAAA